AUGAGAGUGAAACGAGCAAGCGCUACUACAGCCUACUACGCCAACUCAACCUCUACCUUUAGACCUGUUACACAACUGCUACAUGAUGUGGAACUUAACCCUGGACCUGCAAACUGCUCUAGUGGAGACAAGUCAGAAAAGUCAAAUGGCAAUGUUAAAAUCGCACAUCUUAAUGUUCGCUCGCUCAAAUGCCGUGAGCAUUUCGUUCUUGUAAAGAAUGCGGUACUGGAAAAUAAGUUUGAUAUAUUUACCGUAUCCGAAACAUGGCUCAACAGUUCAGUUACGGAUUUGGAGAUAGAAAUCCCUGGCUAUGUUAUCUACCGAAUCGACCGACAGGCGAGGGUUGGCGGUGGAGUAUGUGCUUAUGUCUCACGAAAUUACAGGACGGAGUACUUGAGUGACAUUUCUCUUAUCACGGCCUCUGGCUUCCAUCAACUGUGGCUAAAAAUCCACGUCAGAAACAUGAAGUCCUUCCUUGUCUGUACAACCUAUAGACCACCGGACACUUCUUUAUCUUGUUUCGAUUCAGAUCUUACAGAGAACUUUAUUUAUGCCUCGUCGUUUAAUGUUCCAAUUUAUCUAUUAGGUGAUUUGAACUGCAGACUUGAGAAUAGCGACGAUCCUGGAGCUAAAGCCCUUGUUAACUUUUAA
Messenger RNA from Porites lobata, 651 nucleotides. The record is from the annotation of a GenBank genome assembly. Lineage: Eukaryota; Metazoa; Cnidaria; Anthozoa; Scleractinia; Poritidae.